Molecule: messenger RNA, 990 nt
Organism: Trichoplusia ni (cabbage looper)
Lineage: Eukaryota; Metazoa; Arthropoda; Insecta; Lepidoptera; Noctuidae
Exons: 5
Coding region: 175-762 (195 amino acids)
Source: RefSeq, a predicted model, not a curated record
CCGUUCAAAGGUAGGUACCGGUGAAGAACCGAGGCAUAGGUCAGUCAGCCGUUGUGAAAGACCGAGCCAGCUGCAAUAUCGAGUUAUAUAAAAUACAAGAACUGAUUUAUUUACUGAGUUGAUAUCCAACGAGUCAAAGCAACAACACUUUUUGUGUAACGCUAGUGAUUCGUGAUGAUGUUAAAGUUCGCGUCGAUAGCCCUGGGCCUGCUCCAGGUGGCCUGGUCGAUGCCCGCCAGCUCACUCACCCUCGAAGACAUGAUGGUUCUUGAAGAUCUGAUGAUGGUUGACGACACGGAGUCCGUCGGCUCGUACAUCCGAGAAACUAGAGCAGCUGCGCCUCAAGGUUACCACAAGUCAGUGCAUGACGAAGGUGAUGGUGAAAUCGGUUAUUCUCGCAAGAAGACAGGCGGUGGCAAGAAGGGGUACCAACACUUCGAUGCCUAUCACAAGAAGGCCGGUGACAACUACGAGUUUGAGAAGCAGGACUCUUAUGGUGAUGAGGACAAAGGCCAGGAUGGAGCCUACAGCCAUAACCAUGAGGCCACAGUUGAAAGAGAUCGUGAGCCGGAAGAGUUUGGAUAUGAGGAAGAGGAACGUCCUAAAAGGAAACAAAAACAACAACACAAAGAAAUAACGCACUCAGAAUUAAAAGAAGGAGCUGACGAUGGAAACGGCGGUGUCGAAUCCUUUGGCCAUGACCCUAGGGACUACACAUUACCUGAGAAAUACACGUGGGGUGAAGAGGCUGAUACAGAAUAAAGUAAUAAUUAGUAACUUUAGUUACUUAGACUGAUAGGUGGUAGGUAAUAAAAAUAAUCAUUGUGAAUUUCAUUAUUUUACUUAACUUAACGCCAUCUGUUGUCGGUUAUGGAUACCUCUUGAACGUUAAGUUGCUUACAGACUUUUAGUUUAGUUUUAGUAGCAGAUUAAUAACGUUAAUUGUAAGACGUACCAAACCAAAUAAAUAAAAUACAAAAUUGUGAUUAC